AUGGGGAAAGACGGUGGAUUUCUUACACCAAAAGCCAUAUCAAAUCGCAUGAAAUCCAAAGGAUUACAAAAAUUAAGAUGGUAUUGUCAAAUGUGUGAAAAACAGUGUCGAGACGAGAACGGUUUCAAAUGUCACACAGAGAGCGAAUCACAUCAACGUCAACUGUUAUUAGUAUCAGAAAAUCCAAAUAAAUUUGUUGGAGAUUUUUCUCAACAAUUUCAUGAAGGUUAUAUGUGUACACUUAAACGACGUUUUGGGACCAAACGUAUACAAGCAAAUGUUGUCUAUCAAGAAUAUAUUAAAGAUCGUGAUCAUGUACACAUGAAUUCCACAAGUUGGAUGACUUUAUCAGGUCAUUGCAUUGUUGAUCAGACAGAAAAGGGUUGGUAUGUUACUUGGAUAGAUCGUGACCCAGAAACAAUUCGACGACAAAGUGAAAUUGAAAAGAAAGAAAGAAUGGAUUUAGAUGAUGAACAACGACGAACAAAACUUAUCGAACAACAAAUUCAGCGAGCAAAAGAAAGUGAAAAACAUUCAACAGAUGAUGUACAGUUUACCGAAUUUGUUCGAAAAGACGAAGAUGAGAAGGUACAGUUAACGUUUACCAAAAUUGUCACUAUUGAGAAACCUAAAUUCAUCAGCCCCUUAACAACCAUUGAUCCUUCAAUAACCAUCUCCAAGAAAAGAUUACAUAGUGAAGAUAUAACUGGCGAAGAUGAUCCGAAGAAUAAGAAAGAAAAAAUCUCAUCUGAAACAGAAUCAUCUACGAUAACGACCUUAUCAGAAGUCUCGAUUGGGACAGCGUUUUCUUCAUUCACAAAGCCAAUUGUUCCGAUGCCAAAAUCAGCAUUGGUGAACAGACCAAAGAAGUCUGCAUUAGAGGAAAUAAUGGCGUUCGAAGAAAAAUCCAAAGAGCAAAAAAAUCGCAAAGACUAUUGGUUACAUGAAAGGAUCAUUGUGAAGGUAAUAACAGCAAAAUUAGGUGAAAAAUAUCAGAAAAAAAAAGCCGUUGUCGUUAGAGUGGAAAAUCAUUAUCAAGCAGUUAUUAAAAUGAUUGAUACAAAUGAUAAAAUACGCGUGGAUCAAUCACAUGUUGAAACAGUGAUACCAGCUGUUGGUAAAAAACUUUUGAUUGUCAAUGGAGCUUAUCGGGGUUGUGAAGCAAUUUUGGAACAACUACAUCAAGACAAAUUUUGUGUUGACUGUAAACUUUUAACGGGCCCAAUGAAAGGAUGUUUAAUCGAAGAGAAUAUAAAUAUGGCUGCUAAACGAACUCUUCGUCAACACAUAAAAAAGGCGAUAUCGUUAAUGAGUGUAGAAGAACGUCGUGAACAAUCGUCAUCUGUUUUUCAGCAGUUAAUCAAACAUCCAAAAUUUCUUUCUAGUCAUCGUUUAUCUAUUUUUAUCAGUUUACCAACAGAAAUAGCUACGUUCGAUAUUAUUGAACAAUCGUUUAAAAUGAAUAAACAUGUUUACAUUCCACGUUAUGAUCAGAAUACAAUGCAAAUGUUGCGUCUAAUGUCGAUGGAAGAUUUAGACACAUUACCGAUGACAAAAUGGAAUAUAAAACAACCAAGAAUGGAUGAUGAUGAACGUGAAACAGCGAGUGAAUUAGAUUUAAUAUUGGUACCUGGUCUAGCAUUUUCUUUAAAUGGUUAUCGUUUGGGCCACGGAAAAGGAUUUUACGAUAAGUUUUUGAAUCAUUAUGUUCAAACCCAUAAUAAGAAACCAUUUACAAUUGGUCUAGCAUUUACUCAACAAAUCGUGGAUAAUCUACCAGUUUGUGAUUAUGAUUAUAUUUUGGAUGAAAUAUUAACACAUAAAACGACUUUGUAA
Didymodactylos carnosus is the source of this 1836-nucleotide messenger RNA. Lineage: Eukaryota; Metazoa; Rotifera; Eurotatoria; Philodinida; Philodinidae. The record is from the annotation of a GenBank genome assembly.